UCCCAAUAAACCCUAACCCCUCCGCAAAACCCCCCUGCAACUCCACUCUCUCUCUAUCUGGUCGUCGAUCUGCGCUUAGCGGAGAAUGGGGAGCAGCCAAGCGGCGGUGUCGUUCCUGACGAACGUGGCGCGGGCGGCGUUCGGCCUCGGCGCGGCGGCGACGGCGCUGAACGCGUCGCUGUACACGGUGGACGGGGGCCAGCGGGCGGUGAUCUUCGACCGGCUCCGCGGGGUCAUGGAGGAGACGGUCAGCGAGGGGACCCACUUCCUCGUCCCCUGGCUCCAGAAGCCCUUCAUUUUCGACAUCAGGACGAGGCCGCACACCUUCUCUUCCAUCUCCGGGACGAAGGAUCUCCAGAUGGUCAAUCUCACUCUCCGAGUUCUCUCUCGGCCUGAGGUCACUCGUCUGCCAUAUAUCUUCCGGCACCUGGGUCUUGAGUAUGAUGAGAAGGUCCUUCCAUCGAUUGGGAAUGAGGUUUUGAAAGCUGUUGUUGCCCAAUUCAAUGCGGAUCAGCUUCUUACUGAGCGACCGCAUGUCUCUGCACUGGUCCGGGAGAGCCUUAUUCAGCGUGCCAAAGAGUUCAACAUCAUCCUCGAUGAUGUGGCUAUCACCCACCUGUCCUAUGGCGCUGAGUUCUCGAGGGCUGUGGAGCAGAAGCAGGUUGCGCAGCAGGAGGCAGAGCGAUCAAAAUUCGUGGUGAUGAAGGCAGACCAGGAGAGGAGAGCUGCAAUUAUCAGGGCAGAAGGAGAAAGUGAGGCUGCAAAGCUGAUUUCUGAGGCAACUGCUGCAGCUGGCAUGGGGCUGAUUGAGCUUAGGAGGAUCGAGGCAUCGAGGGAGAUUGCUGCUACAUUGUCGAGGAACCCGAAUGUUGCUUACUUACCUGGUGGACAGCAGGCACUGCUGGCACUUAACCCGGCCAUGCUUGGUGGGCGCUGAACAGGGCCUUGUGAUAUAGAUUGAUGGCAUGACUUCAUGUUGCAUAUUUCCGGAGGUAGAGUUCACAGGGAGUUGUAAGCGUUUUUUUCUCUUUUGCACUAUUUUGGACAAUAAGGGGAAUGAAAUCCGAAGUGGCAACAGAAAUUUGGAACGUUAACUAUGUUGCUAUCCCGGGGUGUUCUCACAUUCUGAAUUGAUUAUUUUAUCAAGCGCUUAAACUCU
Molecule: messenger RNA, 1159 nt
Organism: Syzygium oleosum
Lineage: Eukaryota; Viridiplantae; Streptophyta; Magnoliopsida; Myrtales; Myrtaceae
Product: prohibitin-3, mitochondrial
Exons: 3
Coding region: 86-937 (283 amino acids)
Biological process (GO): mitochondrion organization
Cellular component (GO): mitochondrion; membrane
Source: RefSeq, a predicted model, not a curated record